AUGAGAUGUAAAGGUAGAAUUCAUAAUGCGCCAUUAUCCGAAUCAGCAAAACAACCUUAUAUUUUACCAGCAAAUCACCGAUUAUCAGAGCUUAUAGUGUUGAACUCACACGAACUAGUUAUGCAUUCUGGAGUUAAUGCCACCGUUACACAAAUCCGUCAAACAUUCUGGAUACCGUCUUUGCGCCAAUUCACCCGAAAAUUACUUCACAGAUGUACAACUUGCAAAAAGGUCAACGGAAAACCGUAUAGGGCACCAGACCCUCUACCAUUACAAAAAAUAAGACUUCAAGAAGCACCGCCUUUCACAGUUACAGGUAUAGACUUUACAGCAGCGCUUCAAGUCAAGGAAAAUGAUGGUACAUUGAAAAAAGUUUACAUAUGUUUAUUUACGUGUGCGUCGACCAAAGCCGUACAUUUGGAGAUAAUACCAACUAUGAACGAAGAAUCUUUUUUACUUGGAUUUAGACGAUUUACAAGUAGGAAAUCAUUACCGCAGAUCGUUAUGUCGGACAAUGCGCUUUCUUUUAUUUCAGCGUCACAGGAGGUAAAACGGCUAUGUGAGUCAAAGAAAUUUGAAGAAGCUUUAUCUUCUUUUGGAGUCGAAUGGAGAUUCAUUCCGAAACGUGCACCCUGGUUCGGAGGGUGGUGGGAGAGAUUAAUUGCACUUACAAAAACAAAUUUGAAAAAGACACUAGGAUGUGCGUUAAUCAAUUUGGAUAUGUUACAGACAUUUGUCACAGAAAUAGAGAAAAUUCUGAACGAUCGACCACUAACAUAUGAUUCUACAGACAUUAUCGAUAGUGAACCGUUAACACCCGCGCACCUGUUGUAUGGACGCCGAGUUACAACAUUACCGUAUCCACGUACCGAAAUGGACAACAUUAACGAAACAUAUGCAUUGAAUGCUUCAGAUAUUUCAAAACGUGCUCAAAGAUUAUCUACUCUUAUUGAACAUUUUUGGAACCGUUGGAGAUUUGAGUACUUAACCUCACUUCGAAAAUUUCAUAAAAAGACUGGAGACAAUAAGAUUAACAUUAAAGUAGGAGAUGUAGUUCAAGUGCAUGACGAUAAACCGCGAAUUAAAUGGAAAACAGCAGUAGUGGAGGAAGUUGUUACUGGUAACGAUGGUUUAGUGCGUUCGGCGAUAAUCAGAACGAACAGUGGCCAGACUUCACGUCCGAUCGUCAAACUUUAUCCGCUAGAGAUCAACGAAGAUGAACUAUCAAAUACAUCAGAGGAGACGAAAUAA
This is a messenger RNA of Mytilus trossulus (common blue mussel), 1251 nucleotides long. RefSeq lists its product as uncharacterized. The transcript has a single exon. The record is from RefSeq and is a predicted model, not a curated record. Gene Ontology annotation, molecular function: nucleic acid binding. Gene Ontology annotation, biological process: DNA integration. Bases 1 to 1251 code for a protein of 416 amino acids. NCBI's taxonomy places the organism in Eukaryota, Metazoa, Mollusca, Bivalvia, Mytilida, Mytilidae.